AUGGAGUCGUUUUGGACUGUGCUAUUAGGCUUGGUUUUUGUUGCAAACUCGGAAAUUAUAAAGUAUAUUGGAGGUAAGGGUUAUUUCGAUUGAGAUUUUAUAGAAAGUCUGUUUUUUCUGGAAUUUGAGGGACCAAGCUUUCAAGUUAUACCUCUACAUGUAUGCUGAAAAUUCGCUAAAACCCUGUCCUUUUAGAAGCCCCAAUUGUCGACAUUAAAUUCAAGAAAGACGAUAAUGUCAACUUUUCGGUAAUCGUCGAGCUAGAAUCCCCUUCCAGCUUUGUUCUGGGCAAGGAAUGCGCAAAAAGCGGGACUUGCACUCGAUACAACCAUAAAACAACCUAUGAUUCGGAGUAAGUCAUCGUUUCUAAAUUCUCUACUUUUCUGAAGUGUUUACGGCGCAACCUUUGUUGAAGAAGUCUCCCUAAGAUACGACAACGCAAAUUUGGAAGGGAAGAAAUACAGGGGAUAUCUGGAAACUCCACUGGGGCCCAGUGCCACUACUGAAUAUAAUAUUGUUGUAAAAACUUCGAAACCAAUUGGAUUGGCAGCCAGUGGAGUAAUCGGAUUGGAGAAUAGAGAGACAAUGAAGCAGAUAUUUGCAGGAAUGGAUAAAACGAAGGAAUUGACCUUCAGAAGAGGACCGUUUACACAAUUUUUGGUAAGUUCAGUGGCUUGUGGGAACACUGACAGUUGACGUUCUUGUAAAACAUCAGCCAAAAUAAUAGAAAUUUCGCGUCCCGACUUUUCGGGUCGGCGACAGUUCGGAUCAACACAAAAUCGGUCGUUACGGGGCUUAGGGCAGGUGGAUACCCUAAAAAGGUUGUAGAAAGUGCUGGCCUGGCAAAGCCGCUGGAUUAUUGGCGGACUUUGAGCGAAGACUCGGCGGAAGCUUGGCGAAGACUUGCAAUAUGUUCACUUUUUAUAAUUUUAGCUAUUACUAACGUUAGUUUUCUUUACGCUGAGUUAUUGUGACAUAUGCAAGACCCAAAUUUGCGAAGAUUGGUGACUUUUAUCUAGAUAUUAUUGAUGUGAGUACGUGUAAAAUGCCUCAACAUAGCUGAUAAGCUAGAGCAUCAAUCUUAUUAUUUCUAUUAACGAAGCCUUCUCCUAUCCUCUCUGAUCCAUACAACGACGAACAGAUCCGUAGUCGUUAACCCGAAAAGUCGUAGCGCCGAAAAUUGAGUUGGUAAUCCCUUGCAUAACCACAAGAUUUUCUAGCAAAAACAACGUCGCUACUACGCUCACGGUGAGAUUUCAACGAAUGGAGACAAGCUGGGAGGUUGUGGUACUUUUGUUUAUCAAGAUACCAUCGAUGACAAAUGGAAAAUUCGAGCUGAGUAGGCUGACAUUCAUCAAUAUAUUUUUGAUAAUUAUUAUCACAUCUCAAACUUAUUAGGUUGGGGAAUAAGUCCGCAACGAUUUUUUUAUUGCUUCGUCCUGCAACGAUUGUUUGUUGUUUGGAAAAGUUUAUAUAUGCAUUCGAAAGAGUUUUGUCUCCUCUACAAAACUGUGUUUUUAGUUUUUUUUGAAAAUUUAAUUUUUAAUUAUUUUUUGGGCUUAAAAGUGAACCAUCUAGGAGGCAAAAAUUUGCGUUUUCGACACCUGCUUUUUUCGCCGAGCAGUACGUGGACGCAAACGGCGGUCUUUGUAUCGAAUCAUCUUCGGGGAUGAAAAUGGUGUCUGUACGUCAAUAUAAAACAAAAUGUUGACUGUUUCCUGGAGUGGGUAGCCCCAGGGGACAGUCAAGCAAGAUCCCCACCCAAAAAGGCCAUGAUCUGCAUUUGGGGGACUGGGAAGGCAUGGUGCAUUGGGACAUGCCUCAAAAGAACGCCACCGUCAACAAGGAGCUAUAUGAUGCCCAACUACACCUCGAAAAUGGGGCUAUUCGACUGAAAUCAAGGCCAAGUCAUCUUGCUCCACGAGUCAUCUUGCUCUCAUGUUGCACAAGUCGUCAAAACCGCACUCCAUGAGUUCGAAUGGGAGGUUAUUUAGCAUCCACCAUACUCUCGGACCUUGCGCCAACCGAUUACCACCUUUUCCGGUCUCUGUCAAACCAAAUCCGAGGUGAAAAAUUCGAUGGCGAAGAGGACCUCAAAAACGUUUUAAGCCCAAAAAAUAAUAAAAAAUUAAAUUUUCAAAAAAAACUAAAAACACAGUUUUGUAGAGGAGAAAAAACUGUAUCAAAUAAUAUAUAUAACCUUUGCCAAACAACAAACAAUCUUUGCAAAACAAAACAAUAAAAAGCUCUACGAACUUAUUCCCCAACCUAAUACAAUUUUAGUGUUAAGAUCGGAGAGAAGUCCUAUCCAAAUCGGAAAAUUACCUUCAACUUGGGGUACUUUAUUGCCAUCCCCAAGCAAAUUCAAGCAGUGCAUUACAACGACAUUAAGGACCCUGAAAAGAUUCCGUCGCUUUCUAUUACCUUCCAAAACACCGAAUUCAAAAUACCGCCAAAGAAUUUUGUUCAAUACUUUGACCACGAACACAAGGAACUGACUGUUUACACGAUUCCUCAAGCCGAUGGAAUUGAAGAUUUUGAGCUGGGAGAGAAUUUUCUCAGCGAUUUUUGUAUAUCCCUAAAGACCAACGAAGCCAUCGAUAAAUUUGAGCUGGGGCUGGCACCAAGUGAGCCAUUGGAUUCGGAUUCGAAGUGGAUUGACUACCCAGGGGACGACGAUGACAAAGGCAAAGCGUCGGCCAAGACUUGUCUCAACUUGUCGCUGAUUUUUGUUGCCGUUGUUUUGAAAUUUUGGGUUUGAUUUUGAUCAAAGAAUAAAGUGACACGCCGAUGGGAAUCAAUACAAGCUCAACAAGACCCUCGUUGACAAAACUCGGCCAAUAAUUUUCAAGGUCAAAGAAGGGACUCUCAAAAUUCCUUACGAUUCUUUUCAAUACGAUGAAUAUCCUCUCACCUUCUUCGCCAAUGCAUUGGAUCCGAAUCCGGACAAUGUUCAGUGGGUAGCCGGCAACAUGAUCUUCCAGGAAUACUGCGUGACGUUGGACUAUGUUAGGAAUACGACUGCCUUUGCAAAAUUAAUCAAAAGAUGA
Molecule: messenger RNA, 3050 nt
Organism: Bursaphelenchus xylophilus (pine wood nematode)
Lineage: Eukaryota; Metazoa; Nematoda; Chromadorea; Rhabditida; Aphelenchoididae
Source: the annotation of a GenBank genome assembly